Messenger RNA from Ceratotherium simum simum (southern white rhinoceros), 2072 nucleotides. RefSeq names its product activating transcription factor 3 (gene ATF3). Gene Ontology annotation, molecular function: DNA-binding transcription factor activity, RNA polymerase II-specific; RNA polymerase II cis-regulatory region sequence-specific DNA binding. Lineage: Eukaryota; Metazoa; Chordata; Mammalia; Perissodactyla; Rhinocerotidae. The record is from RefSeq and is a predicted model, not a curated record. Gene Ontology annotation, biological process: regulation of transcription by RNA polymerase II. Gene Ontology annotation, cellular component: nucleus.
GUCGCCAGCCUGAGAGCUAUAAAAGGGGUGAUGCAACGCGCUCCAAGCCACAGUCGCACGCAGCUAGACGCGCGCUGCACAGCGCUCUCCCGGCGCAGCAGUCCGAGCCGACCCACCAGCCCGCGCGCCGGCCGUGCGUCCUCGGUGUUCGCCCGCCGGCCCCACAGACAGACAGACAGCCCGACCCCGCCCUGACCCCGCCCGCCCUCUGGACCCUGGCCGCCCGGAGGGGAGACAGGAGGUGAGCGCUGGAAGACGACAAAAUGAUGCUUCAACACCCAGGCCAGGUCUCUGCCUCGGAAGUCAGUGCCUCUGCCAUCGUCCCCUGCCUGUCCCCUCCUGGGUCACUGGUGUUUGAGGAUUUUGCUAACCUGACACCCUUUGUCAAGGAAGAGCUGAGGUUCGCCAUCCAGAACAAGCACCUCUGCCACCGGAUGUCCUCCGCACUGGAGUCGGUCACUGUCAGCGGCAGACCCCUGGAGAUGUCAGUCACGAAAGCCGAGGUUGCCCCUGAGGAAGAUGAAAGGAAAAAGAGGCGACGGGAAAGAAAUAAGAUUGCAGCCGCCAAGUGCCGAAACAAGAAGAAGGAGAAGACAGAGUGCCUGCAGAAAGAGUCGGAGAAGCUGGAGAGUGUGAAUGCUGAACUGAAGGCCCAAAUUGAGGAGCUCAAGAAUGAGAAGCAGCAUUUGAUAUACAUGCUCAACCUUCACCGGCCCACGUGUAUUGUCCGGGCUCAGAAUGGGCGGACUCCAGAAGAUGAGAGAAACCUUUUUAUCCAACAGAUAAAAGAAGGAACAUUGCAGAGCUAAGCAGCCGUGGUAUGGGGGCAACUGGGGAGUCCUCAUCGAAUCCUCCUUUUAUAUCCGAAACCCUGAAGCCAUUGGAGAUCUGACUUCCUGUGCACCUCUCGAAUCCCAGCAGCAAAGAACCAUCGAGGCAGGAGGGCCCUUGGUGACUCAGCUGGGCCUUUCCGCUCUGCCCCAGAGUGGACUUUGGACCAGGGCAAGGGCAGCUUUUGCCUCAGCUCCAGGAUUUAGGCCUUAAUAUACUGGCCAUCUCCAAAUGGCCCCUGGUUAGGGUCCUGCCCGCCUUUUGUCUGGAUUCUACAAAAACCAGGACCCCCACCAUUAGGAUUCAUGCAGAAGAAGUGUCUGUACCUUGGGUGGGUGGGGUGGGGCUGCUUCCUCUGCCACCACUGCCACUGUCACUCAUAGGGGACAUGGAGUGAGAAUGGCAUUUAGCGAAGUUGUGCAAUGGCCAGGGUUGUGCUUUCUAGCAAAUAUGCUGUUAUGUACAGGAAUUACUGUGUGCAAGGCAUUUGUUUCAAAACUAGGCAUUGUGCUCUUCUGAUGUUGUUUCACAUGACACUGGUGUGACUUUUUCAUGACUUUCCUCAGAUGUGGUUUCUGAGAGUUUGGAGGGCUAUCACCAUGUGCAGUGUCUUACAAAAUGUUCGGGUGGCCAGAAGAGCUUGUCAGCCCCAGGGGAAAGGAAUUCUGCCGGCCAGCAGUGCAGUUUUGUGCCAACAGAGAAGGCCUCCUUUCCCUUGGCAUCCAGGCAUUAAUGCAAAAUUCAUGAGCAUGACUGUAGGUCCUCUGUUGCAAACUCAGUUAUAAUGUCCCAGGAAGAAAGCAGAAAGAAAGUCCAACUUCCACAGGGUUAGGACUCUCUGCUCAGUGACUUAGGUCAGGAGUUAUUUCUAGGCCGGAAGAGCCAAAGAAUAUUCCAUUUUCCUUUUCUUGCAGUUGAAAACCACAUUCAGUAGAGACAUGUUUGAAGCCAGGUGAUGCCUAGGCUUUAGCAUUAUUGGAUGUUAAUGGCAUUGUUUUUGUCAUGCGGAUGUUUGUUGAAAUCUGGCCCAGAGCAUUUACAGCUUUGAGAGGUCAUUCACACUGGCCGCAAGGACUCUGGCUGCUGUCUGUUUCAAUUCUGAUGUUUCUGUGAAAUCCUCAGAGUGUUUAAUGCAACUCAAUAGUAUCAUUACAAUUUUCUGUAAGAGAAAAUAUUAUUUAUCCUAGUAUUCCUAACCUGUCAAUAUAAUAAAUAUUGGAACCAAGACAUGGUAAACUUAA